This is a messenger RNA of Musa acuminata AAA Group (dessert banana), 1622 nucleotides long. Its product is annotated as 3'-5' exonuclease-like. Gene Ontology annotation, molecular function: nucleic acid binding; 3'-5' exonuclease activity. NCBI's taxonomy places the organism in Eukaryota, Viridiplantae, Streptophyta, Magnoliopsida, Zingiberales, Musaceae. Gene Ontology annotation, biological process: nucleobase-containing compound metabolic process. The transcript has 6 exons. The record is from RefSeq and is a predicted model, not a curated record. Bases 348 to 1316 code for a protein of 322 amino acids.
AAAAUAAAAAUCUUGGUCCGAUAUUUCGUGUCGGUCGUCCAUCUGACUCGUUGCGUGCCAAAACUCCGCUCAUACGCCUCGAUCCCCGUCGUGUUGCGAAUUGAUCUUCGAUUUAGUAUGUGGAGAGGCGAAAACACCCAUAGGCGCAACGUCGGAACGAACUGCGUUAAUUUGCGUUUCAGCUGUUGCGGCUCUCUUUCCGUUUUCGACAUCAGAUGCGAUUUAACCUCCGACGAACACUGUCGGCAUAGGGUCCACGGCAACAUAUCGUGACAUUAGUUGUUUCGUAAACACGCUCGUUCAAAAUACAAUUUCUUUCCCUUUGGGAAAGAGAGGGAUGAUUGGAAAUGGAAAAGGACGGCGACAGCUUCCUGGAUUGGGAUUGGGACCUUGUUGCUGAGGAAGAGCUCCGAGCCAUCGAAGGCGUCUACUACUCCUCCGCCAAGAAGCGACGGAUUUCCUCCGAUCUUGACGCCGACGACCCUGCCCCCCUCCAUUCGCGACCAAGUGGCCGUCGUUUGCCCGACUGGGGCCGGGCCGACGCCACCGAGUCUCAGUGCCAUGGCGGGCACGGCGGCGGCGUGGCCACGGCGAUCGCCGAUCGGCCGCCGUCAUCUUGCCCUACAAAUGGGGCUUGGAGGGUCUCGCCACUUCGUUGCCCAGGUAAUUUCAAAGUGAGAUAUCCAACAAUGGCAUAUAGGGGGAGCAUCAUAUACUGUAGGACUGCUCCAGAAGUUGAGCAAGCGAGCAUGGAACUUUUAAAUAAAAUUAGAUCUAUGAAACAAUGUAUGGAUCAUAUCUCUCUUGGAUUUGACAUUGAGUGGAGACCUGUUUUCAAGAGGGGUGAAGCACCGAGGAAAGCUGCAGUUAUGCAAAUAUGCCUGGAAAAUGCCAGGUGUUAUGUCAUGCAUAUAAUCCAUUCUGGAAUUCCUCCUGGCUUGAAGUGUCUUUUGGAGGAUACUGUAUCUGUCAAAGUUGGAGUAUGUAUAGCCAAUGAUGCAUGGAAGAUGACAAAUGAUUAUAAUGUUUGUGUUGAACCAUUAGAGGACUUAUCGAGUCUUGCAAACCUCAAACUUGGUGGAGUGCCUAAGAGAUGGAGUUUGGCUUCUCUAACUGAAAUGAUUACAUGCAAGCAGCUGGAGAAGCCUAAAAAGAUAAGAAUGGGAAACUGGGAAGCUGAUGUGCUGUCAAAGGAGCAACUGCAGUAUGCAGCCACAGAUGCAUUUGUGUCUUGGCAUUUAUAUCAGCAGAUCCUAAAGGGAUUUCCAGAUGCAAAAUACGAAACAAAAAAUGUGGAGAAAGUAAAAAAAAAUUGACAUCAUGAAUGAGCAUCCAGAGAAGUAAAUUUCUUCCCUGUAACUAAUUUUAGUGGAAAUGUUUAUCUUCUAUGUGUUCUACAUGAUCAGGCCUUUUUCUAUCAACAUCAAGACUUUCUAGGAGAAACUUGUAUCGGCUUUUUUAGAGAAUAAAUGAUCUUUGUUAUAUGUAUAUGUCAUGUCCUAUGCGGUGGGAAUUUCUGUUGCCCGCAAUAGACCACUGGUGCAACAUCUGAAGUUGACGAAAAUGUGUAAUGAUAUGGUUUCAGUAUUUAUUUUAUGGAUUAAUGCUUCCUCUUUGUUCAA